CCUGGAAACACCUCGUUCCCAGCCUGCCAGCCAGCAACACAGUUGACACCACUCGAUCCGUCACCAACUCAACCCCAUCGAACCGUAACCCCAUCACUGUCGCGAGUCCCGACUCUUCCCAACAACACGCAUCAUCCCACACCACCACUCCACGUUCCGCACGGCAAUCUCCAAUUCAUUCCAUAUCCAACUUAUUGAUACAGCUUCGCGCGACAACACAUCCACAAUGUCCGAUCUCUGCCCUGUUUACGCGCCCUUCUUCGGUGCCAUGGGCUGCACAGCAGCCAUCGUCUUCACCUGCCUUGGUGCCUCGUACGGUACUGCCAAGUCUGGUGUUGGUAUCGCUGCCAUGGGUGUCCUCCGCCCUGACCUCAUCGUCAAGAACAUUGUUCCCGUCAUUAUGGCUGGUAUCAUCGGUAUCUACGGUCUCGUCGUCUCCGUAUUGAUUUCCGAUGCUCUUACACAGGACCACUACGCUCUCUACACUGGCUUCAUCCAACUCGGUGCUGGUCUCGCCGUCGGUCUUGCUGGUCUCGCUGCUGGUUUCGCGAUUGGUAUUGUCGGUGAUGCUGGUGUCCGUGGAACUGCUCAACAACCCAGACUCUUCGUCGGCAUGAUUCUUAUUCUCAUUUUCGCCGAAGUCUUGGGUCUUUACGGUUUGAUCGUUGCUCUUUUGAUGAACUCCAAGGCCACGCUCAACACCUCAUGCUAGAUGCCCGAAUACCAAAAGACCUCGGUCUAGGUCUCCCCACCGGUAUGGGUGUGACAAGCACGUGCACACGAACUACAUAGAGCCCCAUACCUGGAACCUAAACAACGAAUGAUUUAAGAACACGAACGGAUUCUCAUAUCCUCGCCGCACACAUCCUUCAGCUCUUCCCAUUUGUCGCUCAGCCGGCUAAUCACGCAAAACAAGGGCUUUCUUCUUGUUUGGGUGGAUGACAUGGUGGGCGGCACCUUAGGGCUGGAAGCUGAAGUCGGGAGGAAAACACAACGAUAACAGAGAGAGAGUGAGGGGGGAAGACUAUGAAAACACAGGAGAGCUGGCGCAUAUCUUUCGGAAGGGGAAAGGCGUCACUCGCGGAGUUUCUCAACGGGCAUUGCGUUUAUUAUGGAAAGCAUGUCACAUGUGUACAAUUGUCACAAUUACGGUGUGGUCAAACGCAAAGCAUUACAUCUCAUUUUUUAUACGGCUGGUUGCUUUUUUUUUUGCUUUUCUGUAAAGAGUUUGUUUUUCGACUCUGAUCACCAUAGACAGGGACGAAGGGUGAGAAGGAGGCACGCAUGAAGGAAGGAUGAAGGGCGGGAUGAACGGUAAAAGACUUUGUUGUAGGUUGGGUUGUGUUGCAAUGCAUGCUCUAUUUCUUAUGAAUGUGAAGGGAAAGAAGUUGUGCUUGCUUGGUUGUGCGUUACCUUUCUGUCUCGUUCAUGUCCUUGUUAUUCCACCUGAUAGACUGGCAUAGGUAGACUAGGAAGCCGCAUCAACACACCACUAGAGUUCACUGC
This is a messenger RNA of Neurospora tetrasperma FGSC 2508, 1506 nucleotides long. Its product is annotated as H+-transporting ATPase lipid-binding protein. Gene Ontology annotation, cellular component: proton-transporting V-type ATPase, V0 domain. NCBI's taxonomy places the organism in Eukaryota, Fungi, Ascomycota, Sordariomycetes, Sordariales, Sordariaceae. The record is from RefSeq and is a predicted model, not a curated record. Gene Ontology annotation, biological process: proton transmembrane transport. The transcript is spliced from 5 exons. Gene Ontology annotation, molecular function: proton-transporting ATPase activity, rotational mechanism. Bases 227 to 712 code for a protein of 161 amino acids.